UGGACGAUAUAUCGUCUUUUGUUCAACAAAUGGGAUCAGAAGGAAUCCAACUACUUACUGUAGGAACAGGAAGACAGACAAACAAGGACUUUUUAGAAAGACUAGCACAUCUUGGAGGUGGGCAAUAUCAUGAAUUGGACAACAUUACAAUGCUUGCAAAAUAUUUCAGAGACCAGUUCAUUGUUGGGAAAGUGAUACAUGAACAUAGAGAAAGUGGAUGGAAGGAAGACUAUAAGGCAGAGUUACAGAGAAUUCUAAACACAAACACUUUUAGGCUUGACAAUGAAGAUAUAGAAAGAAUUGAAGAGUUUUUACUGCAGUCAGAAGAGUUGUUUGAUUCUGAGUACCCGGGGCUUCCAAAACUUGGAUCACGUGUUCAAACUAAGGACGGCCGAUGUGGAACUGUAGUAAGACAUAGAAAACAAAAUUGGAUUAAAAUACACUUUGACGAAAAUGACGAAAUAAUGUAUUUUCACUUCAUACCAAAUGCUAAUAAUAAUGGUUUACAAAUAAUAAACCUCCCUCGAAGACAGGAAACUCGCUCUACUGCAUAUGUCGGACUGCUUAUAUACAAAUAUGAUCGUUUCAACAAAAUCAAAGGAUGGGGGUAUUUGUAUGACAGAACAGAGUCGGGAUAUUUAAAGGUAAAAUGGGAAGAUGGUUCAAAGGACAUAGUAAAAGCUAACGAUCUAUAUAAAAAUGAUUGUUACCGAUCGUUUGAUUCGAUGUACGUAAAAGAAACAUAAAGAAAAAGAAAGAUUCAUUAUAUGUAUUUUUAACCAAACUUUAUAUAAAAUUUAAAAGAUAACAAUUUAUUUCAAAAUAUUCUAUGACUUGUAUAACUUCAUUUAUAAAUUUUAAACCAUAAAUGACUUGUUUGUAACUAACUUUUGUUCUUAGCAGCUGAUGAUAAUUUCGUCUAUAUAAUAUCGUCUAUUACCAUAUUUUAUUGUGUAGAACAUAAUAAUAUUACACGUUGUAAGAUGAAUAAAUGAAAUUUUGUCAUAUCUUUCCUACCAUCUUUAAGAGCUGACCACAAGCAACAUCUUGUUUUGGUAUUUUGCUCUCUUUACUGUUUUCAUAACCAUUGGUUGUAAAUGUUACUACUGUCCAUUGGUUGUAAAUGUUACUACUGUCUGUGUGUAGUUUGAUAAAAUGGAGUGACAGUGUGACUGGUGUUUCCUGACGUUUUUAUUAAAAUCAUUUAUGUAUAUACAACUAUUACUUGUGUUUGUUUUCUUAAUAAAUACCUACACCUGUGACUCAAUUCUAGAGCCAAGCUUUGUUCAAAUAAUCUGACGUUAUAUUAAAUAUUGUAAAAUGAUUUCGAGUGCUGAUCAUACAUAUGUCAUUUUCAUGAGAAGGAUAUAAACAUAUUAACAUUAUACACGUUACCUGAAUUACAUAAAAACCCUUUUACAAUAUC
Molecule: messenger RNA, 1426 nt
Organism: Magallana angulata
Lineage: Eukaryota; Metazoa; Mollusca; Bivalvia; Ostreida; Ostreidae
Exons: 8
Coding region: 30-746 (238 amino acids)
Source: RefSeq, a predicted model, not a curated record